AUGAUCUUCUCCUCACGGCUCACCGCUGUAGCGGUUGCGAGUCUGUUAUCCAGAGCACUCUCGUACUCUCUCUCAUCAACGGGUCAAACAGUGGAGCUCGAUGGAGUGGCAUACUAUGUCCCUGGAACACCCGUCCACACCAUACAGAAUUAUGGAAACUCCUGGGGCAGGCCGAAAAGUGAGGGAUUGACACCACUUACAGUCAUCACGACGACCAGCGCGGCUGUGCAUGAUCUCGGCUUAGUCGUUGCCAACUGGACUACCAUUGAUGACGUCUUCAGUGCAGGCUUCCUCGAGUCUGUCUACAUCCAAUAUACUGGUUCGAAGCCAUAUGGACGUCCCGGAUAUGGCAACCUCGGCUUCAAUGGCACGGCCACCGUGUAUACCGCUUCUGCCACGAAUACUACAGCAAUUCCUCAAGGACCAUACUUUGUGUCACCUACUGGUGCUAUCUACGAAGCCUGGAGACUGUACAGCGACUUUGCUGGUGCCUUCACAGAGACCCUCAUUGCAGGAUCGAACGGCGCUUAUCAAGUCCUCCCAGCCAACCUACCCGGUCAAUCCCUCGCCGUGGCGGUACCCAGCCGGCUCUACUACAGCAAGACUGCUGAGAAGCCUCUCGCUGGUGUUAGACUAGGUGUCAAGGACAUCUACAAUGUUGCUGGUGUUCGGACUUCUGAUGGCAACCGUGCCUGGUACUACCUCUACCCGCCUGCUACGGCUAAUGCGUUACCAAUCCAAAGGCUAGUCGACGCUGGUGCCAUCAUCGUAGGCAAGAUGAAGACCUCGCAGUUCGCAAACGGCGAAGAGGCUACAGCGGAUUGGGUCGACUAUCAUUCACCUUUCAACCCAAGAGGAGACGGAUAUCAGGACCCGAGCUCAUCUUCAUCUGGACCAGGCGCUGGAGCUGGUAGCUACUCCUGGCUUGAUCUGACCAUUGGAAGUGAUACGGGAGGCUCGAUUCGCGGACCAUCUCAAGUUCAGGGUCUAUUCGGUAAUCGUCCAUCGCACGACCUGGUAGCGCUUACCGGCGUCAUGCCUUUGGCACCCGAGCUCGAUACAGCUGGCUUCCUCACUCGUGAUCCAUACCUCUGGGCCGAGGCGGCGAAGGCGCUGUACGAGGACAAUGUGACCAUCACGCACAGCUACCCGUCUCAGAUCAAGCUCUCUGGCUUCCCUGUCAAUGUCACAAUGCCUGGUGAUCAACUCCUGCUUGACUUUGCUUCGAAUGUCAGCUCUCUCAUCAACGCAAAGGCAGCGGCUUGGAAUAUCAAUACUGCGUGGAACACAACGAAACCAGCUGGAGCAGAUCCGAGCUUGACAGAUCUCCUGAACAUCACUUACCCCAUCAUCAUCGCGCAGGAACAGACAAAGCUCGUUCGCGAUCCAUUCUACAAGGAUUACGCGGCUGCUCACGAUGGCAGACGACCAUUUGUUGAUCCAGCGCCACUUGUGCGAUGGGCGUUUGGCGAUAGGUAUCCAACGUCGACGCUCGAUAUCGCGAACGCCAAUCGUACUAUCUUCGCGGACUGGUUUGCGGAGAAUGUAUUGGUAGGGGACAGUCAAACCUGCAGCGAUAGUCUAUUGUUGUAUGUCGGCUCCGAGGCAAGUGUCAACUACCGUAACCAGUACAGUGGACCGCCAGCAGUUCCGACUGGCUUUGGUAUAAGUAGAAUCUCACCCUUCUGGGGUGGACCUGACUUCGUUGUGCCUUUCACAGUGGGCCAAGCUUCCUACUUCUCCAAUAUUACUUUGCACGAGGAGUUCUUGCCCGUGACCGUCGACAUCAUGGCAGCACGAGGCUGCGAUGGUAUGAUCUUUGGCUUGGUGCAGGAUCUGGUAAAGGCUGGUAUCCUCAAGCCGAGUGUGGCUGGAUACAGUGAUGUUGAUGGUGGACAAGUCUUGUUCAGGCGAGAAGCGUGGUGA
This is a messenger RNA of Recurvomyces mirabilis, 1926 nucleotides long. RefSeq lists its product as uncharacterized. NCBI's taxonomy places the organism in Eukaryota, Fungi, Ascomycota, Dothideomycetes, Mycosphaerellales, Teratosphaeriaceae. The transcript is spliced from 2 exons. The record is from RefSeq and is a predicted model, not a curated record. Bases 1 to 1926 code for a protein of 641 amino acids.